Molecule: messenger RNA, 1593 nt
Organism: Aureobasidium subglaciale EXF-2481
Lineage: Eukaryota; Fungi; Ascomycota; Dothideomycetes; Dothideales; Saccotheciaceae
Exons: 10
Coding region: 1-1593 (530 amino acids)
Source: RefSeq, a predicted model, not a curated record
AUGUCUUGGAUCGAGAUUUCGCGUCGCAAGCAAGAAGCACUGCGAAACUCGAUACCACCAGAAUGGCGACUGCCCGCGUCCAGAAUCGCCGACGCCGCUACGUGUCUUGACGUGUCGGGCCUUGUCUCGGCCGAACUCAGUUACAACGAGAGACUGAUCACACAGAGCGAUGUGGCGGAUAUUCUGACCUCGAUUGCGACAGGCGAAAUGACCUCUUUCGAAGUCAUGUCUGCCCAUUGUCACCGUGCAGCAGUAGCUCAUCAGCUGGUAAAUUGUUUGAGCGAGACCAACUUCGUAAGCGCUUGUGAGCAUGCGCGAAACCUGGAUGCUUAUUGGCGACUCAAUGGUUGUGUAAUGGGACCGUUACAUGGACUACCCAUAAGUGUUAUGGAUCGAUACGAUAUCGGAGGUCUCGAGAGCGCAUGCGGUUUCGUCAGUUGGCUCGGAUCUUUCAAGAAGGUUGAGGAUGAGGGCACUGUGGUGCAAAAGCUGCGUCAUCUUGGUGCUGUAGUGUUCUGCAAGACCAACGUACCCAUGAGCAUGAUGCUCGGUGAGACCACGAAUAACAUCGUCGGCUCGACGGUCAAUCCUUACAACAGCAAUUUUUCUGCUGGAGGGGCGUGUGGUGGUGAAGGCGCUUUAAUCGCACUCAGAGGCUCGCCAUUAGGCCUGGCCACCGACAUGGCUGGAUCGACUCGCAUCCCUGCUGCGUUUUGUGGGCUGUAUGGGAUGAAACUCUCCGAGGGAAGACUGCCAUCAGAUGGUAUCGAAAGUGUACUACCAGGAUUACCUGUCGGCUCCGGCUCGAUCGGUCUGAUCUCUCGAGACCCUCAGUCCAUUCAACAUGUCAUCAAGCUGCUCCUAGAUUCUGCUCCGUGGUCAUCAAAUUGUGAUGUUCUCGAGAUGCCCUGGCGGCAGGAAAAACUUGACGCCGUCCAUCAGCGCGCGACACCUAUGAGUGGUAGGCUUGUAUUCGCAAUGAUGAAGGAUGACGGUCAUUUGAUCCCCGAUCUUCCGACCAAGCAGGCUCUUACGACCACGGAACAAGCUUUGAAGCUUUGCGGUCACGAGAUCGUUGAGUGGAAGCCGCCAUCACACAAGAUUGCCACUGAGAUUCUAUUUCAACUAUUCGGUUCAACCUCCGCCAAGUGUAUUCGCGACGCAAUCGAUGCUAGCGGAGAACCACCAGUCGAUCAACUCAAGGAAUGGUAUCAUCAAACAGACUCGGGCUCAUUGCCAACUGAGGAUUUCUGGAAACUUUGUGAAGAGCUUCAAGGAUACAAGCGUUCUUACAUGAAGUAUUGGUUAGCCAUGGGUGCUAAGACCGCCUCUGGUCGAGCAGUAGAUGGAGUGAUAAUGCCUGUGUCGCCACAUGCUACUACCCAAGAAGGAACAGAUCGAUACUUCGGAUACACGGCGGUAGCCAAUGCGCUGGACCAUACAUCUUGCACUUUCCCAGUGACAGAUCAUAGUCAAGGACUUCCCGUAGGACUUCAGGUCAUGUGCGGGCGACUACAAGAAGAGAAAGUUCUUGCUCUAGUCCAAGCCAUCAAACAAUCUCUAGUACAGGCCUACAAUCACCGUGGUGAUUAG